Mandrillus leucophaeus (drill) is the source of this 3455-nucleotide messenger RNA. It is a transcript of the gene ORMDL3, whose product is annotated as ORMDL sphingolipid biosynthesis regulator 3. The record is from RefSeq and is a predicted model, not a curated record. The coding region runs from base 1489 to 1950 and encodes 153 amino acids. The transcript has 6 exons. Gene Ontology annotation, biological process: negative regulation of ceramide biosynthetic process; intracellular sphingolipid homeostasis; ceramide metabolic process. Lineage: Eukaryota; Metazoa; Chordata; Mammalia; Primates; Cercopithecidae. Gene Ontology annotation, cellular component: endoplasmic reticulum membrane.
UGCUCCUCUUCCAAGACAGGGGGUUUGCUGUUGUGAGGGCUGCUCUUUCCUGGGGGAGGGAAUGGGAAGGGCUCACCUGGUGGCUGCCCUGGUGGUGCUCAGCCUUGGCUUGAGUGUCUGGCAUACUGGCUGGGCCCGAAUAUUUGUGCGUGGAGCCAAGCGGGUGGGGAGGGAAGAAGGGGGAAAGAGCUACCAGCAAAAAAGUGGUUAACAGAACAGAGUUGCUGCAGGCUCUGGUUUGAGGCAGGUUAUGAAACCACAUCAGGGCCCGGCACUAAGCAGCCACCUGCCAGCUGUGGCAGCAGAAGUUUUUAGCUCAGCUCCUGUAGACCUAGUCGACCUGUGCCAGCCUCUUCUCUCUGUUUCUCCCCAUCUAGGGGAGGGGUCGGUUGGUUGGUUUACUAAUGGAAGUGAUAUGUGCCCGUAGUCACAUGAAAGUCUCAAGAGUGUUUCCUGGCUGCCAGUCUUUUUGUUAGUUUAUUGAUCUCUUCUUUUUCAGGGGUGUCUGGUGGUUUCCUGCUCUCAGGGUACCUAGUGUUUAGGCUUCAGGAAGAAACUUUUGGGGGUGUCGGCUGGGACCUAGGUCUAGUCUUUUCCUAGGCUCAUCGAAUUUUGUUGGCUGCCCUGUGAAAGCCAGAAAGGGGUGUGGGGUCCUGUGGUCUGGGAUUCCACGAGGCUUUUGGCACUCUUGGACAACUACUAGGAAGGGUUAGUGGGCUUUCUACACCAGCACCUCUGUAGGUGUGGGUUACAGAGAGGUGAUGGGGUGGCGGUUUCAGGUCAGACUUGGGACGCUGUUUCCCUCUUCUUAGAGGUAAGUCCUUCAGAGCCCUCACUUCUCAGCCACAUGCCACCCUCUCGUCUCAGGUGAAGGCUUUUGCGUAGUAGCUGUCCCAGGGGCUGCUAGAGUAGCUGAAGCCCCAAGGCCCUGGGAAGAUAAACAGUGGGAGCCAGCUCUGGCUUUCUAAAUGCUAGGAUUUCUGUUAGGCUCCAUUAUCCAGCCUCAUGGGCUGCACUGAUGGGUCCCAGGAGCAUCCCUGCAAUCAGAGUGUGCCCCAGGCUGGCGCACAGGUGUUUGCUUGUUGGGAUGGUGUGUUGUGGGUCACGUUUGCCCUGAGGUCUCUAAGCUUGGAGCUGUCUGAGAAGAGGAAACUUGCUCCUCUUAUCCUGGAAGUAAAGAACUGGCCCCUGAGGAUUCAGGCUCCUGUGCAGGGCCCUCAGGGAUCUGGGGACAGCCAAGCUCUGGACAAGGGGCAGAUCAUUCCGCCCCUUCCUUCUCUACUUCCCUCUGCUCACUGUGGGUUGCGGCCACCUCCUGGUUCCUCCUGCUGCAGGACUCCCACCGUUGGUGCUGGGCAGGGGAAGGCAUGGUGCUAAUGUACACCUGGAAACAGGUGCUGAGAGGGGAGACUGAGUCCUCCUAAGUUGGGGUUUGGGGAGAUCCAGAAUUGAAAAAAUUAGAGGAGAACAGUGGAGAGGGGCAGCAGGAUGAAUGUGGGCACAGCGCACAGCGAGGUGAACCCCAACACGCGGGUGAUGAACAGCCGCGGCAUCUGGCUCUCCUACGUGCUGGCCAUCGGUCUCCUCCACGUUGUGCUGCUGAGCAUCCCCUUCGUGAGUGUGCCUGUCGUCUGGACCCUCACCAACCUCAUCCACAACAUGGGCAUGUAUAUCUUCCUGCACACGGUGAAGGGGACACCCUUUGAGACCCCGGACCAGGGCAAGGCGAGGCUGCUAACCCACUGGGAGCAGAUGGACUAUGGGGUCCAGUUCACGGCCUCUCGGAAGUUCUUGACCAUCACACCCAUCGUGUUGUACUUCCUCACCAGCUUCUACACUAAGUACGACCAGAUCCAUUUCGUCCUCAACACUGUGUCUCUGAUGAGCGUGCUCAUCCCCAAGCUGCCCCAGCUCCACGGAGUCCGGAUUUUUGGAAUCAAUAAGUACUGAGGGUGCAGCCCCUUCCCCUGCCCAGGGUGGCAGGGGAGGGGUAGGGUAAAAGGCAUGUGCUGCGACACUGAAGACAGAAAGAAGAAGCCUCUGGACACUGCCAGAGAUGGGGGUUGAGCCUCUGGGCCUAGUUUCCCCCCUGGCUUCCCCCAGUAGCCAACUUGGAGUAGCUUGUAGUGGGGUUGGGGUAGGCCCCCCGGGCUCUGACUUUUUCUGAAGUUUUUGAUCUUUUCCUUUUGCUUUUUGAAUAGAGACUCCAUGGAGGUGGUCAUGGAAUGGGCUUGGCUCCUGGGCUGAACAUGGACCACGCAGUUGGGACAGGAGGCCAGGGGAAAAACCCCUGCUCACUUGUUUGCCCUCAGGCAGCCAAAGCACUUUAACCCCUGUGAAGGGAGCAGAGGGCGGUACGGCUUCUGGAUUGUGUCACUGUGAUUCCUAGGUUUUUUCGAUGACACGCAGUGUGUGCUUUUGUGUAUGGAAGCAAGUGUGGGAUGGGGCCUUGCCCUUCUGGGUAGAGAGCUGUCUGAUCCAAGUCUCAGGCUUCUGGCAGCUUCCCUGCAGCGCACCCGGGGUCCUGGGUGGGAGUGGGGAGCGUCAGGUUGGGGGAGAUGGGGUGGAGUGUGGAUGGCUUGGUCCCAGAGGUGAGGGGCCAGGAUUGCUGCCAUCCUGGCCUGGUGGAGGUUGGGGAGCUGUAGGGGGUUAAUGAGUCGAGACUUAGAAGAAUGGGGCCACAUAGCAGCAGAGGACUGGUGUAAGGGAGGGAGGGGUAGGGACACAAGGUAGACCCAGUCUCCUUUGGGAUGUGGGCAGGGAGGGAAGCAGGCUUGGAGGGUUGAUUUACCCACAGAAUGUGAUAGUAAUAGGGGAGGGAGGCUGCUGUGGGCUUAACUCCUGGGUUGGCUGUUGGGUGGACAGGUGGGGAAAAGGCCCAUGAGUCAUUGUAAGCCCAGGUCCAACUUGGCCCUGACUCCCACAGGGGUACGGGGAAGCUGUGACAGAAACAAUGGAUGCUGUGGUCCUCUGCAGGCCCUCACCCCUUAGCUUCCUCAUGCAGACUGGCACUGGGCAGGGCCUCUUAUGUGGCAGGCACAUGUGGCGCUGUGAGGCCACCCCACGUGGGGUCGGUGGUGAGAGUCCUGUAGGAUCCCUGCUGAAGCAGCACAGAGGAAGGAGCAAGGCGUGGCCUGUAGGCACCGUCUCAGCCUGCAGAGAAGAAAGUGAGGGCGGGAGCCUGAGCCUGGGCCGGGGCCUCCUCCCUCCCCAGUUCGACUAGGGACAGUGUUAAUUUUGAAAAGGCGUGGGUCCCUGUGUCCUCUUCCAGGGGCCUGAGGGAGCAGGAGAGGUCACUGGGCCUGUUUUCUGCCUCCUGGCCCUGCAUCUCCCACCCCAUGUAUCAUAGGGAACUUUCACCUUAAAAUCUUUCUAAGCAAAGUGUGAAUAGGAUUUUUACUCCCUUUGUACAGUAUUCUGAGAAACGCAAAUAAAAGGGCAACAUGUUCCUGUUU